Neurospora tetrasperma FGSC 2508 is the source of this 4174-nucleotide messenger RNA. RefSeq lists its product as uncharacterized. Gene Ontology annotation, biological process: mitotic chromosome condensation. Gene Ontology annotation, cellular component: condensin complex; condensed chromosome. NCBI's taxonomy places the organism in Eukaryota, Fungi, Ascomycota, Sordariomycetes, Sordariales, Sordariaceae. The transcript has 2 exons. Bases 1 to 3768 code for a protein of 1255 amino acids. The record is from RefSeq and is a predicted model, not a curated record.
AUGGCGCCGGGCAGAUCGACGAGAGCGACACGCGGGGCGCGCCAGACCUCGGUCGUACCAGAAGCACCCUUAGAUACUCCCGACAAUGCGCUACGCACACAAGUCGCGACCGUCUUCCGCGACGCCCAAAAGACCACGGCAUCCCAUCGCAAGCUGGCCGUGACCCUGCGCAAGAUACAAGAAGCAUGCUGCUACGAGCCGACGAGUACGAAGAAGCCCGCCGAGGCCGACGAGUUCGAGGAAGAUGACUUCAACAAGGAGUUUGUGCGCUGUGUCCUGCGCGUCAUGCCCAUCAAGAAGAGCGAGGGAGUCGGCGAGAAGACGGUGCGCUUCAUCGGUCUGUUCCUGCGGCAUGCCGUCGAGAAGGAUAACGAAAUUCUCGGCGAGGCCGACCCGGACGCCAGCACCAUGCCCGAGACACCCAGCACCCGGCUUACCGGACACUUGAUGGAAACCGUUCUUCCCUUGAUGAUCGCCAAGGACAAGUUUGUGCGCUAUCGAUCAACGCAACUCAUAUCUCAUAUCAUCAACUCCCUCGACGCGAUUGAUGACGACCUCUUCCAGAAGCUACGGUCAAGUCUACUUAGGAGGAUUCGCGACAAGGAGGCCAUGGUUCGCGCACAGGCUGUGCUGGGUCUUGGACGCUUGGCUGGCAACCAGAUCGAGGGCGAACCGAAUUCCGACGAUAGCGACGAUGAUGGAUCGACUGGUCUUCUCGAAAAGCUCCUCGAAGUCUUGCAGAACGACCCUAGUGCCGAUGUGAGAAGAUCUCUCCUGGUUAACCUGCCGAUUUUGCCGACGACCCUGCCAUACCUGCUGGAACGAGCACGCGACCAAGAUGCGCUUACGCGGCGCGCUGUCUACUCCCGUCUUCUGCCUGCGCUGGGCGACUUCCGUCAUUUGUCACUCUCUAUGAGAGAGAAGCUUCUUCGCUGGGGCUUACGCGACAGAGACGAAAAUGUGCGCAAGGCCGCCUGCCGCCUAUUUCGUGAAAGAUGGAUCGAGGAUUGCGCCGGGACUGCGCCCCCCGUUGAAGGAGGCCAGCCUUCCGAGGUAUCACCCCCAAGCAUGGAGGCUCUGCUGGAGCUCCUGGAGCGCAUUGAUGUUGUCAACUCUGGAGGAGAGAACGGUGUCGCUCUCGAAGCCAUGAAGGGCUUCUGGGAGGGCCGUGCUGACUACAGAAACGCAGUCAAUUUUGAUGAUAACUUCUGGGAGACACUCAGCUCGGAAUCCGUGUUUGUCGCCCGGACAUUCAACGACUUCUGUAGGAACGAGGGCAAUGGGAAAUACGAGUCCCUCGUCGACGAGAAGCUACCCGAAGUCACCAAACUCGCAUUUUACUUGGAGCGAUACGUCAAGGUGCUCAUUGAUGCCAUCAAGAGGAUCAAUGAGCAGGAAGUGGAAGAUGAAGAGGAGGAAGAAGACACAGUCGAGCAAGAGUUCAUUGUCGAGCAGCUUCUCCACAUCGCCCUUACCCUGGACUAUUCGGAUGAAGUUGGCCGUCGCAAGAUGUUCGCCCUUUUACGACAAACCCUCUCUAUCCCGGAACUCCCCGAUGAAGUCACCAAACUCACCGUCCAGGUGCUACGAGACCUUUGCGCCCCCGAUGCUGCCGGCGAGAAGGAAUUCUGCAGUAUUGUACUUGAAGCCGUUGCUGACGUGCACGACACCAUCGUUGACGAUGUUCCUGACGAAGGCGACAUUGACGACAACGAGUCCUUUCACUCAGCUAGAUCCGAGGUCAGCGACGACGAAGAUUCUCAAUCUAAGAAAAAGAAGAAUAAGGGCCCUGAACUGUCGGAGGAGGAGGCGGCUCAGAAAGCCAUCAAGGAGAUCAUGAUCAACAUGAAGUGUCUCCACAUUGUGCAGUGCAUGCUCACCAAUGUCGCCGGCAAUCUCCAGAGAAACGAUCAUCUAGUUUCCAUGCUCAACAACCUUGUCGUUCCCGCCGUGCGCAGCCACGAGGCCCCUGUUCGCGAGCGUGGUCUCGUCUGUCUCGGCCUUUGCUCGCUCCUCGACCGCUCGCUUGCCGAGGAGAACCUCACCCUGUUUAUGCAUUUCUUCGCAAAGGGCCACACUGCUCUCCAGAUCACCGCCCUGCAUAUUCUUACCGAUAUUCUCAAUGUGCACGGCGCGCAGCUGCUCUCGAAUAACACCAAUCUCCUCAAGGUUUACGUCAAGGCCCUGCGCGCUGGCGGAAGAUCUCCCGAGGUCCAGGCGGCCGCUACUGUGGCCGUCUCCAAACUCCUGCUCGGCCGUGUUGUUAGUGACGUCGACGUAUCUGCGGAGCUGCUCAAGACCCUUGUUAUCGCGUACUUCGAGCCCGCCAGUGCAGAAAACCAGAGCGUUAGACAGGCACUCAAUUACUUUUUACCUGUGUUCUGCUACUCGCGGCCAGAGAACCAGGAUCUGAUGCGCCGGGUUGCGCUGGAUGCCCUGCAUACCUUGUACAAUGUGCGCGAAGGCCUGGAUGACGAAGAGGCCGAUGUAGAUGAUCAGAUGGUCAGCAUGUCGACCAUCGCUGCCUGCUUGGUCGACUGGACGGAUCCCAGAAAGUGCUACAAUCCCGAUGAAGGGUUCAGCGCCGGCCUUGACCCCGAGAAGAAGACCGUUUCGGCAGAUGUCCACCUCGACUUUGCCAAGGAUAUUCUCGAAAGGCUACAAGGAAAUGGAGCCAAAGAAGAAAAGCGCAUCAUGGCCGCCCUUCUCGCAAAGCUCUACAUCCCAUCCGGCUCCUCUUCCUCCAACCCCUCCUCGCCCAUCAAGAUCCGCGACGUCUACGCCCUCGUCACCAACGCUGUCGAGAAUAACCUCCUCUCCGACGCCACCUCCCGCAACGCCCUCUACAAGGUCCACGUCUCCCUUGGCAAGAUCGUCAACGCCCUCGAUGCCGCUGCCGAGCAAGAUGCCGCCAACAACGCCGCGGGCCGCCAUGCCUCCAUUGCCUCCGGCGCCACCACCCAUAGAAGAAGCGCCAGCAGGGCAGGCAGCGUCGCUCCUAGCCGGGCGGGUAGCGUGGCGCCUCCGACUAGCGAAGCCAGUGGCGGCGGCGGGGCUGUGUCCAGAGCCGGUUCCGUCGCACCAUCUGCGUCUGGUGCUACUGCCGCGCCUGUUAACAGCAGGAAGAGAAAGGAAAGAGAGGUCAGCGUUGCCGUCUCCAUCAAGGAGGAGGACGAGAACGAGGACGAGGGCGAGGAUGUGGAAAUGGGUGGUACGCAAGUCGGCGAUGAUGAUAAUGCUGGUGAUCGGGAAACAACACCAAAACAAACUGCGACAGAAGCCCAGGAGCCGAGCACGGAACAGAGAAGGUUGUUGAGAGGCGUUUCUCUGAGGAGCAGGAGGCAGAGCUCGCAGAGUGUGGUUAGCGUACAACCGCAGCAGCAACAAGAGGAGGAACAGGAAGAACAACAUCAACCGACAGGAAGGAGAGGGAGUAGGAGGGCUAGUGCGAUGAAAGCCAAGGCCCGGUUGAGUGCUGGGCGGAGCAGUAGAGCAGGUACGGAGGAUAUUGCGGAGGAGAUACUGGAUGAUAGUGAUGGAGAUACGGUGAUGGAGAGGACGAAAAUUGAGGAGGAGGACGAAGAAGAACAAGAAGAAAAAAAGGGAGAGGACGAGGAACAGGACGAUGAGGUGGGAGGGGAAGAGGAUGGAGAAGAAGAAGAAGAGAAGGAGGAGGACGGUGAUGGCGAUGAUGGAGAGAACGAAGGGAAAGAUGAUGAUGAGCUUGUUGAUGAGUUAUUGUCGGAUGAAGAUGACGACUCCGAAUAGGGUUGCGUACGGAUUAAAGACGCACAUUCUGGAUUGUUGAACUACAUAUGAACUGACUUGAUUGGGUUUGGGUGGGACAAUACGUACCAUAUGGAGGCUCCGUGUUUCUGGCUUUGGUUCAUGUCGUUUGCUUGCUGUCGAGGCCUGAGUGAGCUUCUUGAGCUAAGACGUGUUGCCUUGGUUUAUUUUGUCCUUGAACAUUGCAGGAUACCGUUGAAUGAAAUGUCAAAAGGCUUUCUUUGUUUGCUUCCAUGCAUUUCAACUUUAGCAUCUCCUCAUCCAGGUGAUGCUGAGGAACGAUUUCGAGAAUUUAUCUACUCGUUCUAAUCUAACCUCUAUAUCUACUACAAGCAACCAACACACCAUGAUCCACACAUCCUAUCAAACCACUGGCCCUUCCUUGGGC